Molecule: messenger RNA, 1397 nt
Organism: Paramacrobiotus metropolitanus
Lineage: Eukaryota; Metazoa; Tardigrada; Eutardigrada; Parachela; Macrobiotidae
Exons: 4
Coding region: 485-982 (165 amino acids)
Source: RefSeq, a predicted model, not a curated record
AAAAGUAAUAAAAACGUUUUCAAACUAACUUAGAAUAAAGCGAAUGUACUAUCAGCUUAAUAAAAUAUGGUUAAAAAUUUAAAGAGAUCAGAAAUAUUGGUGCAGACCGGAUGAUUACUUAAGCACGUACGUAAAUCCCAGUCGUCAUCAGAACUGGUUUUUGAAACAAGCAGUUAUCUAAAUCAAACUUUUUACUUCCUGUUUCAGGUUUACGAUGUUAAAAAAUUUCGUUGUAAAUGCUGUUGUUGUUCAUUAGAAACCGCGUACCAGAGCCUCGGGUUACACCGUUACAGCAAUAUAUUGUGCUGUCUAAUCGGCAAGUUUAACCUCUUCUUUAAACAUCAUCAGGACAGCUGGAAAUUGCGGAUUCGCAAUCAAGAUUUCGUAUUUACUGCAUGAUACACGGCAACUGUAACAUUGUACAGAUAUACUGCUUUUGCAGUGUUUGAAAUACUUUGAAUAGCGUUUACAUUCAUUCCCCAAAAUGUUAACUAGCCGAAAAGUGCCUUUCGCAGCGUUCUUCUGCAUUGUUUGUGUAUGCCAAAUUCGUGGGGAAAAUAAUUCCACUUCAGAAAGCAAAAACGACACCAUCAGUUUCUUUUGUCAAUAUUAUUCCGAUCAUUCCAUGAGCUGCUAUGAUCGUUACCGAAUUCGCAAUGUAAAUGACACCCUAGAAACCGAAGCUUCGGACAAGGCCUUUGCUAUUAUCGGGCUUGGAGAUUCUACUAAAGGAACGUGGACGAAUGAUGACGGGUUUUUCCAAAUGGGUAACGACAGCGCCACGGGAGACAGACAUUUUCUUGGAUCGUGCAUGUUCGACACUAAUGACGGCGCAAACUGUGCUGGUGCACCGCCGCCGUGCGAUGACGACAAAAUGAAAACAACUGGUUGUGUUGAUGGUGCAAUGUUCCGGGCACUGGCAUUUAGUGGAAGACCAGGAGGACAGAUAAAAGCUGUCCUUCCAGUUGGUUUUCCAGCAUGAGACGCCGGGGAUCAUUGUUGACAUUGGAGUGGGACCCCGCCUUUGGGAAACGAGAAAACGCACGGUCUAAACGCAUUUAUUUAAAGGUCGUCACAACAGUUUUCAAUAAAUUUAAUACAACACAGAAGUGUUCAAGUUAUGUUCGAUUUAAAUCUUUUAGCAACCUGUGGUUGUAUUUAUGCAGACUAAAAAAACCCAGUUUGUUUACAUAUCACAUGCCAUUGACAUUAUUUUAAAAUUGCAAUAUCCGGGUACAGCAAAAUUAUGGGCCCGUUGGCACGACAAUUUUGUGAACUCUGUGUCCAAAUUAUAUUGGGCGUUAAAAGCAAUGCAUUAACUUCGUACGGCAAGAUCUUCGAAUACUUGAUAUAUAUUUUUAAUGUAUUAUAUACCACGCACUUGAUUAAUAAAUAUU